Rattus norvegicus (Norway rat) is the source of this 606-nucleotide messenger RNA. NCBI's taxonomy places the organism in Eukaryota, Metazoa, Chordata, Mammalia, Rodentia, Muridae. The record is from RefSeq and is a predicted model, not a curated record.
UCCACAUUUUGCACCAUGACCAACUCCUGUUGCUCCCCUUGCUGUCAGCCCACCUGCUGCAGAACCACCUGCUGCAGGACCACCUGCUGGAGACCAAGCUGUGUGACCAGCUGCUGCCAGCCCUGCUGCCAGCCCAGUUGCUGUGGCUCCAGCUGCUGCCAGCCUUGCUGUCAAACCACCUGCUGCAGGACUUGCUUCCAACCAAGCUGUGUGAGCAGCUGCUGCAGCACACCCUGCUGCCAGCCUUGCUGCUGUGUGUCUAGCUGCUGCCAGCCCUGCUGCCAGCCCAGCUGCUGUCAGUCCAGCUGCUGCCAGCCCAGCUGCUGUCAAUCCAGCUGCUGCCAGCCCAGCUGCUGUCAAUCCAGCUGCUGCCAGCCCAGGUGCUGUAUCUCCAGCUGCUGCCAGCCCUGCUGCCAGUCCAGCUGCUGUCAGCCCAGCUGCUGCAAGCCCUGCUGCAAGCCCUUCUGCCUCAACCUGUGCUGCGAGCCAGCCUGCUCUGGACCUGUGACCUGCACCAGGACUUGCUACCAGCCCACAAGUGUCUGUGUGCCUGGCUGCCUGUCCCAAGGCUGUGGGUCCAGCUGCUGUGAGCCAUGCGGUUGUUGA